Prunus mume (Japanese apricot) is the source of this 3525-nucleotide messenger RNA. RefSeq names its product FTSH protease 12 (gene FTSH12). Gene Ontology annotation, cellular component: m-AAA complex; chloroplast thylakoid membrane. Gene Ontology annotation, biological process: embryo development ending in seed dormancy; mitochondrial protein processing. The record is from RefSeq and is a predicted model, not a curated record. Gene Ontology annotation, molecular function: metalloendopeptidase activity; ATP hydrolysis activity; ATP-dependent peptidase activity. NCBI's taxonomy places the organism in Eukaryota, Viridiplantae, Streptophyta, Magnoliopsida, Rosales, Rosaceae.
UAAACCCCAAAACCUCUAAAACCUGAGCAGUCCUAAAACACCACCACUGCUCUGUUCAACUACUGAAAACUGACAACAGAUGAGAGGGCGCACAAAUUAAGUGUUUUUCUAUGAAAUCUUCGUAAUUCUCAAUUCUACACCCAAAAAUGGACCUUAAAAUCACAUACAAAUCAAACCCACUUCUCUUUUCUUCAACCCAACUCACCCAGCCAUCUGCAAGACCCGUCCUUUUCAACCUACCCACAAAGCACAGACCCAAAAUUUCCCGGAAAAAACCCACUUUUCGUGUUAUGGGGUCUGCAAAUUCAAAUGGGUCUGAUGGGUUUUCUUGGGUGAGUCUGACUCAGUCAAUUCGGCGCGGUUCGGAGCGAUUCUGGUCGAAUUUUGGUGAGUCGGUGAAGAAGGAAACUGGGUUUGAUUUGAAGGAUGCUAAUGUGAAGGUGGGUGAGUAUGUGGGGCGAGUUGAGGGUGGAUUAAAGAAGGGUAGGACUGAGUUGGAACGGUUUAAGACUGAGUUGGUGCCAGAGUUCGUCAGUUGGAAUCGGUGGGAACGUUGGAAGGAUAUUAAGACAUGGGAAUCCAAAAGAAUUGCUGCAUUGAUUUUCUAUAUUUUUCUUGCCGUAGUUUCUUGUCAAAGAAUAUAUAUAGCAAUUCGAGCUCCUCUCCAAGAUCGUCAAAGAAAAGAGUUGACAGAGGCUUAUAUGGAGGCAGUUGUUCCCGAGCCAUCUCCAAGUAAUGUUAGAAGGUUUAAGAAGAGUAUAUGGAGGAAGACUACACCAAAAGGCCUGAAAAUGAAGAAGUUUGUUGAAAGACCUGAUGGAACACUUGUUCAUGAUAGUUCUUAUGUGGGAGAGGAUGCAUGGGAUGAUGACCCACAGCCGCCUCAGGACAAUGUAGAACAAAUUAUUGACAGUGAUGUAAAAUUAAAUCAAGAGGAAAAAAAGGAACUGAAAGAAGACUUGGGGAUUUCUGGUGAAGUUCAAGAAAAUAGAGGAACAUGGCGUGAAAGACUUAAGAUAUGGAAUGAGAUACUUCAAAAAGAAAAGUUAGCUGAGCAGUUGGACUCUGCAAAUUCUAAGUAUGUAGUUGAAUUCGACAUGAAAGAGGUAGAAAACAGUCUUCGCAAGGAUGUCAUGGAAAAGGUAACAGAGACACAGGGAACACGGGCUCUAUGGAUAGCUAAAAGAUGGUGGAUGUAUCGUCCUAGACUUCCUUAUACCUACUUUCUUCAAAAGCUUGAUUGCUCUGAGGUUGCUGCUGUUGUAUUCACGGAGGACCUAAAAAGAAUAUAUGUUACUAUGAAAGAGGGUUUUCCAUUAGAAUAUGUCGUAGAUAUCCCCCUAGACCCUUACUUGUUUGAGAUUAUCUCAAGUUCUGGAGCUGAAGUUGAUCUUCUUCAAAAGCGCCAGAUCCACUACUUUAUGAAAGUUCUGAUUGCAUUGGUGCCUGGGAUACUUAUUCUCUGGCUAAUACGCGAGUCUGUGAUGCUUCUGCACAUCACUUCUAAGCGUUUCCUUUACAAAAAGUAUAACCAGCUUUUUGAUAUGGCUUAUGCAGAAAAUUUUAUCCUGCCAGUCGGAGAUGUUGGGGAAACAAAAUCAAUGUCCAAGGAAGUUGUGUUGGGGGGUGAUGUUUGGGAUCUUCUUGAUGAGCUCAUGAUUUAUAUGGGAAAUCCAAUGCAAUACUAUGAAAGAGAUGUCAAGUUUGUCCGGGGUGUUCUUCUCUCUGGACCUCCUGGAACUGGCAAAACACUUUUUGCAAGGACGCUUGCCAAGGAAAGCGGAUUACCCUUUGUUUUUGCUUCAGGUGCUGAGUUCACAGAUAGUGAGAAAAGUGGUGCUGCAAGAAUCAAUGAAAUGUUUUCCAUUGCAAGGAGAAAUGCUCCUUCUUUUGUAUUUGUGGAUGAAAUUGAUGCUAUUGCUGGAAGGCAUGCAAGAUUGGAUCCUCGAAGAAGUGCAACAUUUGAGGCUUUGAUCGCACAGCUCGAUGGAGAGAAGGAAAAAAUUGGUGUUGAUCGGUUCUCUCUCAGACAAGCUGUGAUAUUCAUUUGUGCUACCAAUAGGCCAGAUGAACUAGACCAUGAAUUUGUUCGACCUGGGCGUAUUGACCGUCGACUGUAUGUUGGUUUGCCUGAUGCUAAGCAACGAGUACAAAUUUUUGGUGUGCACAGUGCAGGAAAGCAACUUGCAGAAGAUGUAGACUUUGGGAAACUUGUCUUCCGUACUGUUGGUUUUUCUGGGGCAGAUAUUCGGAACCUUGUCAAUGAAGCAGCAAUUAUGUCAGUGAGGAAAGGGCAUUCAAAGAUCUUCCAGCAAGACAUUGUUGAUGUAUUAGAUAAACAAUUGCUUGAGGGUAUGGGUGUACUCCUUACUGAAGAAGAGCAGCAGAAAUGCGAACAAAGUGUGUCUUCGGAAAAGAAGAAACUGCUGGCUGUUCAUGAAGCUGGUCACAUAGUAUUAGCUCAUCUGUUUCCUCAAUUUGAUUGGCAUGCAUUUUCUCAGCUUCUGCCUGGUGGUAAGGAAACUGCAAUAUCUGUGUUCUUCCCCCGAGAAGAUAUGGUAGACCAAGGUUAUACAACCUUUGGCUACAUGAUGAUGCAAAUGGUGGUAGCUCAUGGUGGGCGUUGUGCUGAGCGUGUCGUGUUUGGUGAUGACAUAACUGAUGGAGGAAGGGACGAUUUGGAAAAGAUAACAAAGAUUGCUCGAGAGAUGGUAAUCAGCCCUCAAAAUUCAAGGUUGGGGCUUACAGCUUUAACAAAGAGAGUUGGACUUGUGGAUCGACCAGAUAGUCCAGAUGGCGAGUUAAUAAGAUACAGGUGGGAUGACCCUCAUGUUAUUCCAGCCAAUAUGACUCUUGAAGUGUCUGAGCUAUUUACUCGAGAGUUGACAAGGUACAUUGAAGAAACAGAAGAACUCGCAAUGAAUGGUUUGAAGAACAAUAGGCACAUAUUGGACCUGAUUACGGAGGAACUAUUAGAGAAGUCGAGGAUUACUGGUUUGGAGGUAGAGGAGAAAAUGAAGGACCUUUCUCCAGUGAUGUUCGAAGAUUUUGUAAAACCAUUUCAGAUAAACUUGGAAGAGGAUGGACCGUUGCCACAUAAUGAUCAGUUGCGAUAUCAGCCGCUGGACAUAUAUCCUGCACCACUGCAUAGAUGUUAAAAUAUUGCUGAAACUCAUCAGCUCAUUGCUGGUCAAAUCUUUAGCUUUUGUCAUGGUGCAUGGGAAGUCUGAGAAACUAUGCUAGAUAGUUUCCUCUGAAAGCCAAGCUACCUGGGUGUCCACGACUCUGUUGGUUAAAUUUCCAGCAGAGAUGGCAGUGACAUUGCAUAUCAGGGUUUUCCAUCUGCCCCAAAAGUCGACUUUGUUGAAGCUCCUGAUACCUAUAAACGGCUGAGCCUCAAAUAUUGCUAGCUAAAGAGACAACAAUCGCCUGUUAAAGCAAGAUGUGGACUAUGUAAAAGGAUGGUUAUGUGUUUUGAAACGAGCCUAAGUUGGAGUUUAUUAGAGAGAGAAUAUUAGGCUCGGC